This is a messenger RNA of Guyanagaster necrorhizus, 1965 nucleotides long. Its product is annotated as P-loop containing nucleoside triphosphate hydrolase protein. NCBI's taxonomy places the organism in Eukaryota, Fungi, Basidiomycota, Agaricomycetes, Agaricales, Physalacriaceae. Gene Ontology annotation, molecular function: signal recognition particle binding; GTP binding; ATP hydrolysis activity. The record is from RefSeq and is a predicted model, not a curated record. Gene Ontology annotation, biological process: SRP-dependent cotranslational protein targeting to membrane; intracellular protein transport. Gene Ontology annotation, cellular component: signal recognition particle receptor complex; endoplasmic reticulum membrane. The coding region runs from base 1 to 1965 and encodes 654 amino acids. The transcript is spliced from 12 exons.
AUGCUCGACCACUGCUCUAUCUCGCACAGAGGCGGGAUUGUAUUGUGGUCAAAGUCCUUCACGCCGGAAGCGUCUCACCUGGCAUCGUCCUCAGCGUCCCCCGUCAAUUCCCUCAUUCGUGAAGCUCUCAUCGAAGGUCGCACCACUGAUGAAAAGUACGAAAAAGAUGGAUAUGCGGUCAAGUGGACCUUUGUGAACGACCUGGAGCUGAUUUUCGUUGUCGCAUACCAGCGCAUCCUCCAACUGACAUACGUUGAUGAACUUCUGGUUGCCCUCAAGACUCUCUUCCUGAAAAUGUUCGAACCGUUUUUGGCGACAUUUGUAACGUCUCUUCACAAGGUCAAUGCUAAGACGACGUCAACGAAAGAGGGUUCAAUGACCUGGAAUUUUUCAAAAGUAUUUGAACGAUGGGACCAGGUAUUCGACAAGCUGUUGAGGGAACUUGAAGACAAAGAUCGAAAAUCAAGGAGCCGCGCCCCCGUCCGACCUGUCGUCUCAGUAGAACCAAGCCCACCCUCGGAUGAUCCGAGCACAGUCCCUUCUCAGCCGACAGAUAACCCACAAGAUGAGCAGCAGAUUGCUCGCAAUGUUCAGGCUCUGAGGAACCGAUUACGGGGCCGUGGGGCCAGGCGUGGCGGGCGAGGUGGGGGCAGAGUUGCGCAAUCAAGCUUAUCGACCUCCGAUUCUGAGGCUCCUAGCAAGCGACACACCAAAGCGAAGACAGGUCGCAAGUGGGGAGAUGAAGAGAUCACCGAACAGGACAUGAAUACCUUUGAUUACAGUGUAGACAAGCCUGUCGACGGAGAUGUCAGAAAGCCUGAUCUGGCGGCGCUCGUCGAUAAAACCUCUCUAGGUCAUGUCCGAGCAGAUGGGAUGUAUGAGGUCAAGGACUGGGAAUUCGACGUCACCGAUGAUAUAUUCAAGCCUGCCGAAAACAAGAAAAUGAAUGCUACAUCUGGAUCACUGGGUGCUUUGGGUUCAUUGUUCGCACGGCUGACGGGUUCGAAGGUGUUGACUGAGGCAGAUCUCAAACCUGUCCUCGAUGGAAUGAAACAGCAUCUGAUGAAAAAGAAUGUUGCCAAGGAAAUUGCGGAUAAGGUCUGUGAGGGUGUUGGAGAGAGCUUGGUAGGCAAGAGGGUUGGUGGUUUCCAAACAACGAAUGCGGCUGUUCGCCUUGCGCUUUCAACGUCUUUAACACGUAUCUUAACACCUAAAACAUCUACCGACCUCCUUCUUUCUAUUCGUAACAAGGUUACCGCUCCCGUCCCAUCUAAUCACCAGCGCGCACCAUACUCGAUUACUUUCGUCGGCGUCAAUGGUGUCGGUAAAAGCACGAACCUAUCCAAAGUUUGUUUUUGGCUGAUUCAAAAUGGACUGCGGGUCUUGAUUGCCGCCUGUGAUACCUUCAGGAGUGGCGCAGUGGAACAACUAAGGGUACACGUUCGUAACCUCAGCAUGCUAGGUGUAGACGGCGCCACGAAUAGCAAGGCCAGAGUGGAGCUUUUUGAGCGUGGAUAUGGUAAGGACGCCGCAGGAAUAGCACGGGAAGCUAUUACAUACGCUAAGGAUAGCGACUUCGAUGUUGUUUUGAUCGACACUGCAGGUAGAAUGCAGGAUAAUGAGCCUCUCAUGCGUGCUCUAGCCAAGCUUGUUGCGGUCAACAACCCAGACAAAAUCAUCUUUGUUGGUGAAGCGCUUGUGGGCAACGAGGCAGUGGACCAGCUAACGAAGUUUGAUCGAGCUCUGAAAGAUUUCUCGUCUGCAUCUGGUGGAGCGGGAAAGGGUAGAGGUAUUGAUGGCAUGCUUGUCACCAAGUGGGACACGGUGGAUGAUAAGGUCGGUGCAGCGCUGUCGAUGACAUACGUUACCGGGCAACCUAUUAUUUUCGUUGGAUGUGGACAGACGUAUACUGAUCUAAAGCAGCUUAGAGUUGGCAACGUCGUACAGGCCAUUCUUAGUGAUUAA